This is a messenger RNA of Motacilla alba alba, 1911 nucleotides long. It is a transcript of the gene RHCE, whose product is annotated as Rh blood group CcEe antigens. Gene Ontology annotation, biological process: ammonium homeostasis; ammonium transmembrane transport. Lineage: Eukaryota; Metazoa; Chordata; Aves; Passeriformes; Motacillidae. The coding region runs from base 232 to 1563 and encodes 443 amino acids. Gene Ontology annotation, cellular component: plasma membrane. Gene Ontology annotation, molecular function: ammonium channel activity. The transcript is spliced from 11 exons. The record is from RefSeq and is a predicted model, not a curated record.
AUUCCUGAAUUGCUGCUUGAGCUGCUGCCUCGUCUAGAGAAAGCUCACCAGCUUUGCUGGGCUCCUGCCACAGCCCAGAUAAGGAGCUGCUCCCUGCUGACGCCUCUUGGCCUUUUUAUCUCUGGCUGGCCGCCGCUGCUGGCCCCCCCAGCUGCUCAGCCGUGGCUGCGAGGGCACGGGGACAGUGGCAGAGGGCAGAGCCAUCGCUGCUGCUCCAGGUGGAGGGGCACCAUGCCUGCCCGCUACCUCAGCUUCCGCUGCAGCGUGCCCUGGCUGAUCCUCGUGCUGCAGGCUCUGCUCCUGCUCCGCUCCUUCUUUGGCUUCCCGGGGCUUAGCGACGCCUACUCCCCAGCCAACUCCUACCUAGGAUUUCAAGAUGUCAACCACAUGGUGAUUUUUGGAUUUGGCUUCUUCCUGAUGGUUCUGAGAAGAUAUGGCUUUAGCAGCUCUGGGUUCAACUUCUUGCUCGUUGUUCUUGGUGUCCAGUGCUGCGUGCUGGCAGAGGAUUUCUUAGUUUUCCUUAGGGGACAGCAAAAUCAAGUUGGUUUGGAGAGUCUAGCAAAGGCUUUUGUGAGCGUGGCUGCUGUGGUCAUCUCCACUGGGGCUGUCCUGGGCAGGGCCAGCCCUGUGCAGUUAAUUGUGAUGAGCCUGGUGGAAAUAAUCUUCUUCUACGUGAGCAGAUGCAUCAACAGGACGUUCCUGGAGGUCCCAGAGCCCCUCACGGUGAUGCACGUGUACCUCUUUGGAGCCUACUUUGGUCUGGCGCUGGCCUCCCGCUUCCCUGAGCCUCCCCCGGGGCUGGACAAGAACAGGAGCACCCCAAAGUCAGAGCUGUUCUCAGUGCUGGGCACUGUGUUUGUCUGGGUCUUCUGGCCAAGCUUCAAUUCCAUCCUGGCUAAGUCCAAGAAAGUGGAAGCAGUGCUCAACACUUACUUGGCCCUCGCAGUGAGUGCUGUGGCUGCCUUCAUUUUGUCUGCUCUGACCUCCAAGGAUGGCAAGUUCAGAAUGUGCAGAGCCACUGCCCCUGGUUCUGUCCCUCCAAGCCCUGUAAGGAGUGCCUGUGUCCCUGUGUCCCCGUGUCCCCGUUGCUGUUCUGUGCAGGCUCACGUCCGCAGCGCGGUCCUGGCUGGAGGGGUGGCUGUCACUUACACGGCACACUGCAAUCACCCUUGGAUUGCCAUGGUUUUGGGGCUGCUGGGCAGUGUCAUCACCAUCCUGGGCUCUCACUGUUUGCAGAGGUGCUUGAAUCCAGCUUUGAAGCUUCAGGAUACUUCUGGAGUUCAUUUCACUUUUGGUUUGCCUGCUGUGCUCGGAGCUGUGGCCGCUGUUGUUCUCAGAGUUGUAGAAGAUGGGAUUGAGACCCAAUGGAAUGAACUGUCCAGUCUGGGUUACACUGCCUUUUUUAACAUUGGUGCCUUCUGCCAGACCAUCAGCACUGCCUUGAUAACAGGUUUGAUUACAGGUUUAAUCUUAAACAUCAAACUGCUGAAAGCAGUGCACGUCUCCAAGUACUUUGAUGACCAGUUUUACUGGGAGUUUCCCCACUUGUCUGUUGGAUUUUGAGUGGAGGAUCCCAGCUGACAGGACCAAGAGAAGAUUUUCCUCUUUACCACCAGAAAAACUGAACAGCUCUGAUGGGUUCAAAGAGCCCUGCAAUACCAAUCCUCAGGCCCACCAAAGCCACCCCAGUGCACACUCAAAAACGAAACUGUUCCAGUUAUUCUUGAAAGAUACAGAGUGUGAAUUCACAGCUGCAAACUUCAGGUGCAUUCAGCUUUUCUGCUUUGUUGGCCUUACCUUAAAAUGUUUUUUAGAAGACGUGUACAAAAAAGUUGUCUGCAUUCAUGGCUUAUCAACCCAAAUGCUUGGAAACAUUAAACUAUUUUUCACUCCCGAGUUUACAAGGCAAAA